AUGACGGCACUUUGGAGUACAAAAGUUGUUCCAGCCGAUCAGAUUGCAUCGGUGGACGUGCGAUUGAGGCGUGGAGUUGCCCGCUGCUCGGUCGAAGAACGGAUCGACGAGUUGAACGCGUUAAUUCAUAUCGAGUCCGAUGACAAGCAAAUCCGAAAUAUGGAGCCGUUCUGGUUUAUGCAACGGAUCGCCGAUGGCACACGGACUACACGCUAUCCAUGCGAGCCCGCCGAAGAAGGAAAGCCGACCUCGAUUCAUUCCUUGAUCGAAUAUGUGACGAUCACCGCGCUGCAGGCUCAGGAUAUGGAAAUUCUGAUCUUAGACGGCAUCCCGGACAAAUCAUUGUUCCGAUUUUAUGUCCCGACACAAGACACAUCUUUCUCCCAAUCGAUCUCCGUCGACAACAAUGAGGAUUCAACGACUAUGGGCUCCCAGCACUGGAGUCUGCCGGCGUUGACAUUUGAAGGCUUAUGGCACAGUCUAAUCUUUGACGGACCGAUAAAGACAGAGUUGUUCUCCUACGUUCUCUCCCUGAUCCGACUCGCUUCGGCUGGCGUCGACACGAAAUACGUGAAUGUCAACAGGCUCAUCAUGUUGUUAGGACCUCCUGGCACUGGAAAAACAUCACUAUGCCAGGCGCUGGCCCACCAGAUGUCGAUCAGCCUGCAGAAGAAGUUCCCGCGAUCUGUUUUGAUUGAAAUUAACACGCAUUCACUGUUCAGCAAGUGGUUCUCGGAGAGUGGUAAGCUGGUGAUGAAAAUGUUCGAUCAGAUUGACGAGGCGGCCGAGGAUACGAAGAAUUUUGUGUUUGUGCUGAUUGACGAGAUCGAAUCCCUGGGCAUCAAUCGAAGCGAUUCAGCGUCUCGUGGAGAUCCAGCCGAUUCAAUCCGAGCUGUCAACGCGCUUCUGACGCAAAUCGAUCGGAUUAGACGACGGCCGAACGUCUUCAUCAUGUGUACGUCAAACUUAAAGGAAUGUCUGGACCCGGCUCUCGUUGAUCGUGCCGACUUGAUUAAACUAGUCCCAACUACCGGCCGGGCUGGCGUGAUGAAGAUUUUGACGGAAGCGGUUAGCGAGUUGAAGCGGGUUAAACUAUUGGAAUUCCCCGAAGACGCCUCGGGUGAAUGUGCGCUUCUGGAGGUGUUAGUAGAGAAGCUGGUUGGAUCGAGUGGCCGAUUUUUGCGUAAACUUCCGGCCCUCAUCUACGCGAACUCUCGAAAGGAAAAACUGACGUUCACGGAAUUCCUGGACGGCCUCGCACAGGUGAUAUUGGAACGUGAGGCUGAUGCAAAGAAA
Mesorhabditis spiculigera is the source of this 1296-nucleotide messenger RNA. Lineage: Eukaryota; Metazoa; Nematoda; Chromadorea; Rhabditida; Rhabditidae. The record is from the annotation of a GenBank genome assembly.